UCAAUCAUUUGCCUAAUUUCUCUUUCCUUCCAUCCUCUUUUCCCUAUCAACAUUCACAUUCAUUCCCUUGAAGAGUUUCAAUUCCCCUUCUGAAACUCAACAGGGAAUGUUCUCCUUCCUCUUCUUCUAGCCCCCCAUUUAUUUCAGGUAAUUAGGAGAAGAUGAUUACGUAUUUGUUUCUAAUUUCCCUGAUUGUCCAAUCAACUUUAGCACAGAAUGCCCAUGCAAAUGCCAAUCCGGCGCCUCCCGCCGUUGAAUGGCCGACUUUGAGUGGGGCGCAGCCAGUCGUGGUAGCCCGGGGCGGGUUUUCCGGGAUCUUCCCGGACUCGAGCGAGUUUGCAGUUGACAUGGCAAUGACCACAAGCAUGGGUGAAAUCAUCAUGUACUGUGACCUGCAGCUCACGAAGGAUGGCAUGGGGAUCUGUCAGCCCGAAGUAACCCUCGACGACACCACCAACAUAGCAAUGGUCUUCCCAUCGAACAAGAAGACGUAUAUUGUUAAUGGGAAACCAGUGCAAGGGUGGUUCGCCGUGGAUUAUACAUUCGAUCAGCUUUACAACAAUGUCACGUUGGCUCAAAAUAUACUGUCUCGGCCGAGUCUGUUUGACGGCAUGAUGCCAAUACAGGCUGUGGAUGACAUCCUCGGGCGCAAGUCUGUCAAGGUCCUGUGGAUGAACGUUCAGCAUGAUAUGUUCUACAACCAGCAAAAGCAUAGCCCAGUAUCUUACAUCCAAAAGGUCUUAAGAUUCUAUCCGUUAGGCUACAUCUCUUCCCCGGAAAUUGGCUUCUUGAAGGCAAUGCAAGGGAAGGUAAACAAGGUCAGGACGAAGCUCAUCCUCCGGCUCCUCGGCACCAACGAUGUUGAGCCCACAACCAAUCAGACAUACGGCUCAAUCCUCAAGGACCUCCAGGCGGUCAAGGCCUAUGCGACCGGGAUCCUGGUCCCCAAGGACUACAUCUGGCCUGUCACUGUAGAUAAGUACCUCGGAGCCCCAACUACUCUUGUAGCGGAUGCCCACAAGCUUGGCCUGGAAGUCUAUGCCUCUGGGUUUGCCAACGAUUUCCCAGCAUGCUACAACUACAGCUACGACCCAACCUCUGAGUAUCUCCAAUUCAUUGACUCCCAGUUCGCAGUCGACGGGUUCCUCACAGACUUCCCACCCACCGCAGCACAAUCCAUCAUGUGUUUUGCCCACAGCAACAGCAACGCAACCAAACCCAGCACAGCAAAAGUUCUUGUCAUAAGUCACAAUGGGGCAAGCGGAGUUUACCCCGGGAGCACGGACUUGGCAUACCAGCAGGCAGUAAAUGAUGGUGCUGAUAUGAUCGACUGUACAGUUCAAAUGUCCUCGGAUGGUAUCGCCUUCUGCUUGGGUUCAGCUGACAUUUCCCCCUAUACAACCGCCAUGCCAACCUUCAUGUCCAAAUCCACCACCAUCCCAGAAAUUCAACCGGCCAGCGGAGUCUUCUCGUUCGACCUAUCAUGGACCGAGAUCCAGACCCUCAAGCCUCAAAUUGAGAGCCCAUUUGGAGGUGACACCGGGUACCCAAGAGAUCCCCAGAACAAGAACAAGGGCAAGUUCGUCACUUUGAACGACUUUCUCGAAUUGGCCAAAACAAAGGCGGUUUCCGGGAUUCUGAUCAACAUAGAGAAUGCUGCUUACCUAGCAUCGAAGAAAGGCCUUGACAUAGUUGGGUCAGUCUCCCAGGCCCUCACCAACGCCACGUUCGACAAGCAGGCAACCCAGCAAGUCUUCAUUGAGUCCGAUGACACCUCGGUGCUCACCCAAUUCAAGAACGUGACAACCUACCGAAGGCUGCUGACGAUCAAGGAGAAGAUCAGUGACGCACCCCCGGCUUCAGUGGAUGAGGUCAAGAAGUAUGCAGACGGGGUCGUGGUCACGAGGUCAUCCCUCAUCCCUACCUCUAACAGCUUCCUCAUGGGCAACACAAGUGUCAUCAAGGAGAUGCAUGCUGCCAACCUCUCGGUAUACGUCUCUGUUUUGAGGAACGAGUACCUUAGCCUCGCUUUCGAUUACUACGCGGACCCCACCUUUGAGCUGGCAACUUACAUAGUCGGGCUAGAAGUCGAUGGCGUUAUAACAGAUUUCCCAGCAACAGCCACCAGAUACACGAAGAGCCGAUGUUUCGACAUAAAUGGUGAUCAGGCAAUCCUGCCAGUCCAGCCCGGUUCUCUGGUUAGCUUAGUUGAGGGAGCAGGACCACCAGCAGAAGCCCCAGCCCCAGCACUUGAAGCCAAGAACGUGGUUGACCCACCACUUCCUCCGGUGGUGGCCAAGACAUCCACUCCCAGUCCUGCCACCUCACCUAGCUCUACAAAGUCAGGCAGCUCGGCAAUUUCGGCCCAUUUGGGAUAUUCUCUGAUGGCUCUUGGGUUGCUUAGACUACUAUUCUCCAUGGGACAUUAAAUGGGAAGAAGUAAAAGAUAUCAAGUAGAGCUGCAAACUUACUCAUUCACCGCUUCUUUUAAUUUUAGCUUUUUCGCGUCAAUGUAACUGAGAUUGUAACGUAUAGCAAAUCAAAUGUGACUGACUCAUGCUAGAGAA
This is a messenger RNA of Punica granatum (pomegranate), 2567 nucleotides long. The record is from RefSeq and is a predicted model, not a curated record. Lineage: Eukaryota; Viridiplantae; Streptophyta; Magnoliopsida; Myrtales; Lythraceae.